AUGGGAUCUACUCGGUCUGAUCAAGGUGCUGGAAAAGAGCGAUUGAAGUGGACCCAAGAGCUUCAUGAUCUGUUUGAGAAAGCAGUUAACCAGCUCGGUGGUCCUGAUAGGGCAACACCGAAGGGUAUAUUGAAGGCCAUGGGGAUAACAGGUUUAACUAUCUACCAUGUUAAAAGCCACUUACAGAAAUAUAGAAUGUCCAAGUUUGUCCCUGAAUCAUCAAGACGAGACAAGUCUGAGAAAAGAAGCCUAGCCGACAUUUUUCCAAAUUUCAGCGUAACAUCUGGUGCUCAGCUAAAUGAAGCUUUACAAAUGCAAAUGGAAGUUCAAAGACGAUUAAGUGAUCAGCUUGAGGUACAAAAGAACUUGAAGCUGAAAAUUGAAGCACAAUCAAAAUUUCUUGAGAAACUGACCGAAGAACACAAAAUUAGGCCAAUUAUGAGCAAAAUCAACAGUAGAUCUCCAACAUCUCUACCUUCUCUUUGUGACGUGUCUGAAACCAUAAUUAAGGACUUUGAAUCUGAUUCUGAAGUGGACACAAAUGAGAUGAGAGUGUGGCAAGAUCAAACGUUCACAAAGAGGUUUAGAGUUGAUGACGAUGAUCUUGCAUCCAGUCAAAGAUUUAAACGCCCUUUCCUCAGCACUCAAAGUAUUGUCGUUCCAAAGGGUGGCAAUUCAUUUCCAUCCCAAGACAACAUAUUUCCAUGGGGUUUAUCGUUUUGCCAAUCACCUUUGAUACCAACUUCGUUUAAUUCUUUUGGUUAGAAUGAAUGUCCAUUGUUGGCUUAUU
Messenger RNA from Erigeron canadensis, 790 nucleotides. RefSeq names its product myb family transcription factor PHL7-like. The coding region runs from base 1 to 765 and encodes 254 amino acids. The record is from RefSeq and is a predicted model, not a curated record. The transcript has 6 exons. Gene Ontology annotation, molecular function: DNA binding; DNA-binding transcription factor activity. Lineage: Eukaryota; Viridiplantae; Streptophyta; Magnoliopsida; Asterales; Asteraceae.